GCCCGUCCCCGGGCGCGGUAAAAGCAUUUGAAUCCAGCCUGGUGGCCGCGGCGACAUCCUCAACCCUCACAAUCCUGAACAGCCUCAGCCGCCUCCUCUUUCUUUUACACCCCUGACGCUCCCGAAUCACAAGAGUGGAAACGGAGAAGCUCAAGCCGCCGCCAUGUCCGAGGCUUAUUUCCGGGUGGAGUCGGGUGCGCUGGGGCCUGAGGAGAACUUUCUUUCCUUGGACGACAUCCUGAUGUCCCACGAGAAGCUCCCGGUGCGCACAGAGAUCCCUAUGCCGCGCCUCGGCACUUUCUUCCUAGACCGGAGCGGAGGAACCGAGAAUGACAACGCGAUCCCUCAGGGCUCAAAGCUUGAACUCCCCUUGUGGCUGGCAAAAGGACUUUUUGACAACAAGCGCCGGAUCCUUUCUGUGGAACUUCCCAAGAUCUACCAGGAGGGUUGGAGGACCGUGUUCAGUGCAGAUGCCAACGUGGUGGACCUCCACAAAAUGGGGCCACAUUUCUACGGGUUUGGCUCCCAACUCCUGCAUUUUGACAGUCCAGAGAACACAGACAUCUCCCAGUCUCUCCUGCAGACGUUUGUUGGACGUUUCCGCCGCAUCAUGGACUCCUCCCAGAAUGCUUACAACGAAGACACUUCGGCGCUGGUAGCCAGGCUAGAUGAGAUGGAGAGAGGCUUGUUUCAAACAGGGCAGAAAGGACUGAAUGACUUUCAGUGUUGGGAGAAGGGGCAGGCGUCUCAGAUCACAGCUUCCAACCUGGUUCAGAACUACACGAAGAGAAAAUUCACUGACAUGGAAGACUGAAGGCCAGAAGAACACAGAAUUGCUCCCUGUAGACUUAUCCCUCUGUAUGUCCUUGAUAGGAGCCUAGCUGACCUUGUAUAGGGCCAGAAUCAUGUCCCAUCUUGUGACUUAUUCCCUGCAGCACUGUCGGGAGUGCUACCAUCUGGUGGGGAAACAAAAUGCUGGAGGAUGUCCCUGGCCCUGUAAGUCUUCCAGGACUAUCCCACCUGCUGACCCACAGACCAGACCUACUUAGCCCAGGAACCCACAGCCAAGGAGAAACCAAAGUCCUUCAUAAAUAAGGAUCAUGAAUACAUAUAUCGCAAUAGAGUUGGAACUGGGAUUCCUCGUGCCUGGGAGUUUGGACAGCCUUAGAUAUCCAGUUCACUAGCUCCAAAGGACGGGUGCAAAUGGGCCUUCCUAACCUGUUCACAAAAUGUCCUCUUGAGCUUAAUUGCCUCAUCUUCCUCAUGGUUGCACAAAGGACAGUACCCCCAGGAUGCUGGCUCUACUUGUAAAUAUCUCCUGCCACCUGCCUAUGAGGAGUUACCCAGUUUCAAAAAACAGUUGCCAAGAAUAAGGAAGGAGGGCUUCCCUGGUGGCGCAGUGGUUGAGAGUCCGCCUGCUGAUGCAGGGGACACGGGUUUGUGCCCCGGUCCAGGAAGAUCCCACAUGCCCUGGAGCGGCUGGGCCCAUGAGCCAUGGCUGCUGAGCCUGCGCGUCCGGAGCCUGUGCUCCGCAACGGGAGAGGCCACAACAGUGAGAGGCCCGCGUACCAAAAUAAUAAUAAUAAUAAUAAUAAGGAAGGAAAAUGGAAACCCCAGUGAGUGGCAAGGCUUUUACUAAAGAGAAGACAUUGCUUUCCUCUUCUGUGAGGAGGGCUUCAUGAACUGGACUUCACGCCUAGGCGGGAAAUGGUUAAACUGAGCUUGUUUUUGCCUCUAGAUCUAUAGAGCCCCCGCACAGUUAUUCCAUUCUCUCCCUAGGAAAGCUGUCAGGGAGUUGUUUGGAAUCGCAAAGUAGUUGUUAAAGGGUGUUAACCAGCCCUUAUUACAUUGAAAUCAGGGCUUCAGGGUUGCUGGUUAUGAAGAGCCCUGUUUGAGACGCUUAGCAUGGCAGAUGUGAGUGGGCAAGAGACCUCGGUCAUGGUUUUUUUCUCUUCAGUAAGUUUUGCAAUAUUAUUAUAUAACAGAUUCCUGACCAGUUACUGAGACUCUGUUUAAGCAACCACAAAACUCUUUCCCUGGAGAUCAAGGAGGAAACCUCAGGCAGAGUAGGAAACAGCAUCCCUGGGACCCACUGGACUUUCUGAAGGGCAGUUAUCACCACACCAUGGCUCCCCUCCCAACUUCCCACAACUAGUGAAAAUUGCCUUUGUCACUGGAAAUUACAGUGGGAUUUGGGUCUCCAGGUUGUACAGAUGUCUUAAUGCAAACUUAGAAUGUCAGAAAUAUUUUUUAAAUGCCUGUUUUAAGAUGGAGCUGAUGUUUUUAUAAUGUGAUUUUGGUGCUAAAUAAAUGAUCCACUUUGCACAUGAAUACAUUCUGUACAAGUACUAUUUCUGUAACUCGAGUACUACAGAUGAUCAGGCAAAGCUAUCAGAGAAUUUUGUCUUUGAUAGUAUUUGACAAUAAG
This is a messenger RNA of Mesoplodon densirostris (Blainville's beaked whale), 2428 nucleotides long. RefSeq names its product GINS complex subunit 3 (gene GINS3). The coding region runs from base 164 to 814 and encodes 216 amino acids. The record is from RefSeq and is a predicted model, not a curated record. Gene Ontology annotation, biological process: mitotic DNA replication initiation. Gene Ontology annotation, cellular component: GINS complex. Lineage: Eukaryota; Metazoa; Chordata; Mammalia; Artiodactyla; Ziphiidae. The transcript has 3 exons.